AUGGACCAUUCAUCACAUUUGAUUAGCAAUGUACCUGAUCAUUCCAAUCAUGAUCAUAUGGAUAUGGGCGAUGAAACCUGUUCGAUGAAUAUGAUAUUUACAUGGGACUAUAAAAACGUUUGUGUUGUAUUCAAAUGGUGGCAUAUUAGAACUACACUUGAUUUGGUUUUAAGUAUUUUGGCUAUUGCAUUUCUAUGCUACGUUUAUGAGUUUUUGAAACAGUUCAUACAUAAGAAACAAUUAUAUUACAAUUCUACGUUGAAUUUAAAUGUGAACAAUACAGGCUCCAAAUUAGAAAAACGAAUUAAACUAAUGAAUAGCUGUUACUAUGGUUUACAAGUUACCUUUUCUUUCAUGAUCAUGUUGAUUUUUAUGACCUACAAUGGAUGGUUAAUGUUGGCUAUCCUCUUUGGAACAAUAUGGGGAAAUUAUUCAUGGGGUUUUUUAUUAAAUGGCUCGACUUCCGACAAUAGUCUGGCAUGUCACUAA
Molecule: messenger RNA, 489 nt
Organism: Tetrapisispora phaffii CBS 4417
Lineage: Eukaryota; Fungi; Ascomycota; Saccharomycetes; Saccharomycetales; Saccharomycetaceae
Gene: CTR2
Product: low-affinity Cu transporter
Exons: 1
Coding region: 1-489 (162 amino acids)
Biological process (GO): copper ion transmembrane transport
Cellular component (GO): membrane
Molecular function (GO): copper ion transmembrane transporter activity
Source: RefSeq, a predicted model, not a curated record